This is a messenger RNA of Solenopsis invicta (red fire ant), 3070 nucleotides long. RefSeq names its product CWF19-like protein 2. Bases 543 to 2720 code for a protein of 725 amino acids. Gene Ontology annotation, biological process: mRNA splicing, via spliceosome. The transcript has 12 exons. The record is from RefSeq and is a predicted model, not a curated record. Gene Ontology annotation, cellular component: post-mRNA release spliceosomal complex. Lineage: Eukaryota; Metazoa; Arthropoda; Insecta; Hymenoptera; Formicidae.
UCCAACUAUGACCAGCUACGACACAAGUCGACACAGAAUAAACGCGUAUGCUUGAUGGUGUGGUGUUUGUCGUUUGAAAAUUGUUGAAAUUAGGAAAUGAGUACCAUUCAAAUUACCUAAUUGGAUUAAAUUGAAGACUUUGAAGCAGUGAAGCGGUUCUCACACGCGUGCAUUUUUUUUCGAGCAGCAGCUGCCUAGUUUACAUUGAGCUGCAUUGAACAGUUUAUUGUUACCAAGGCCUCACUUCUAAUCUUAAUAAAAAUGUAUAUUUACUCGAAACGUUUUCACCAAGUUUUCACUCAAAAUGAAAGAAUCUGGAAGAAAAAUGUGACGGUCUGCCCCGCGAAAUUCUUUAAUUUUGAAUAUGCGUUGAAUGAGUGUAUUUUUAUUAAGAUGUGAGUUGAGUUGAAGUCUUUAUUCUAGAUAAGUACCACACAUCAUAUGAUAUUAAUGUCUGUUGAUUCAAGAAUUCAAAAGAAUGAUUAUAACAUUGCGAAGAAGCGAGUUUUCAAGUGGAUAGUGGCUUAGUAGGACAAACAGUCAUGGAGCAUAUAAAUACUUGUAAAACACAAGUUGACAAAGUCAAAUGCAGCACUGAAGAUAUCAAAUUAUUUGUGCAUAGGAAGUCAAACAAAAAAUCUAAAAAGAAGAAAGUUAAUAAGAAGGAAAAUAAGAAGCAUAAGAAAAAAAGAAGAUCCUCAAGCUCAUCUUCAAGCAGCGAAUGCGACGAUAGCUCGAAAUUUGAAUGGGUGGAAAAAAAUGAAGAUCGAGUUUUAUCGGGUGCUAUUGAAAAUCCUGUUGAUCGUAAAGUCCAAGAAAAUCAGCUUAAACGAGACGAAUGGAUGAAUGUAGAAAGUUUUGUUCCAUAUUUGUCAAAGCCCGUUACGAAGGCACAAUCAUCAGAUAAGGAGGAGCGAGACAAGAUUCUUCUAGAUAAACCAGGACAAAGUGGCAGGGAACUGAAUCCAUACUGGAAAGAUGGAGGUGAUGGAUUACCUCGAAAUAAUCCAGGAAAAUCGAGUAACCCCAAGAUUUUGGAUGCAAAUUGGCUAAAGAAGAGUCUUCGGCGUGCCAAGGAACAAGCCUUCCGAGAUGGUAAACGUCUAGAGGAAGUGGCUGCUGAACGUUGGGGUUCUCUAGAAACUAUACAAGCGAUGAUAAUCGAAGCGGAAAGAAUGUCUAGUGCUGAACAAAAUAAAUCGUAUCGCAAAAGAUCGCUCGACAGAAAUGAUAAAGAUUCCCAAAAAAUUCACAGAAUAAGAAAGCAUUCAAGAUCUAGAUCCAGAAGUAGAGAUCGCGUUGGAAAAUACAAGACAUUCGACUAUUCGUCGGAACGUUGUACCGAGUUGAAACAAACUUAUGAAAAAUCCAAAGAUAACGACGAUUAUUAUAAUCGACAGACUGUGCCUGCUAGCAGUUGGAGAAAAAAAUGGAAAAAAGAUGGAAAUGAUGAAAAAAAGUGUCAAGUUGUCGAUUCACGUACUAGCGAGUUGAAACAAGUCGAUUCGGAGAAUAUUGCCAACACGAGUGAGAUGGCGAAAGAUAAAGGUGUUGACGUUUUGACUAAAGCGGAAAUGAACAAGUUAGGAGCAAAGAUUAUUAAAGCUGAACUAAUGGGUGACGAGGAAUUGGCAGCGCGACUUAAAACUCAAUUGGAACACGCGAGAAAACAUGUUGCAUCACGUAAUACCAACGAGGAGGAGGAGGCGGAGAACGUAAUUCUCACGAAAACCGAUGCUAAAGGUACCGCAAGACCGAUACAACCCAGAAACCAAUCCAAGCGGGAAAAUGAUAGAAAGAAAAUUGCCGAAACACACAUCUCCGGUGAGAGAGUACGUCAUUUCGUGGACGAUGAUAAAUAUUCUUUACAAGAAAUGUUUCAACGAGAGAAAGGAAGAUCCACGACCGAAGAUGAAGCGAUCCUCACUAAACUUCCCUCUAGAAGCAUGGAUCAUAUGGAUGAUAUAUUUGAGCGAGAAAUCGCACGAACAGAUUCAGAAAUGAGACGAGACAAGCGGGAUCGUGCAGAGGCAAUUAAAGAGCACAAGGAUUUAUCCAAACGUAUGGAUAAUUGUUGGUGGUGCCUCGAUUCGAAAAAUAUGUUAAAGCACAUGAUCGUGACAAUGGACUCUGUUAUUUGCUUAAGCUUGCCCGCUUGUACCUCCUUGAGUACUGGUCAUUGCAUAUUGACACCUAUACAGCAUGUCGCUUGUCAAUUACAAUUAGAUGAAGAUGUAUGGGACAGGCUGAAGGAAUUGAAAAGAAAAUUAACCAGGAUGUUUACGGAUGAAGAUUUUUAUCCGAUAUUUUUUGAAGUGUACAAAAGACGUUGUAAAUUUUCACAUAUGCAAUUAGAGUGUAUUCCAUUACCGAGAGAAAUUGGCGAGUUAGCACCGAUAUAUUUUAAAAAAGCUUUACUUGAAUGUGAAAUUGAAUGGUCCGUCAACAAAAAGGUUAUCGAUCUAACGUUUAAAGGUAUACGCCAUGCUGUACCAAAUGGAUUGUCAUAUUUUAUGGUAGAGUUUGCUUCACAUCCUGGCUACGCUCACGUGAUUGAGGACGAGGAAAUGUUUCCGCACAAUUUUGCCAAGGAAGUAAUAGGAGGAAUGUUGGACUUGGAUCACAAUCUGUGGCGCAAACCGAAAAGACAAAGUUUCGAAGAACAAAGAGUAAAGGUAUUAGAGUUUACAGAAAAAUGGAAAAAGUAUAAUGUCUCGUGAUCAACAGGCAAUUUUUGGAUCGCUUUACUUGAAAAAAAUCAACACGGUUGUGUAAAUUUCAAUCGUCAAAUUGUACAUCAUGUAUAUUUUUCAUUUUGACACAAAUCUGUUUCAAUCUCUGUACAGUUUUAAACAAACGGAUGUUUAAUGUAUUCCAUAUGUGUUUUAUAUAAUAUGAAAAUGUUAUAUAUAAUUAUGAAAAUGGAAAAAGUUUGUGAAAUUGAUUAAUUGAUCAAUUGUUUGUGCAUUGGCCCGCAUUGGCUGCACGAUAGAGUUCUUUAACAAUUGAUAACUUGAUCAGCAGUGUGUUGCUAAUAAUCCACUAUAAUAAAAAAAAAUUAAUGACUCCA